UGGUUUAGCCUUCAGGGGCACCAGGUAACACUCACUUUUUAAGCUUCUUCCUUGUUUUUACAACUUCCUUUCCGCUGAUGACACCCAUCCCUGGCAAGUAUGGGUAUCAGCACAGUCAGGAGGCUUUUUUCAAAGGAAAACUUAAUUUACUGAGCGCUCAUUCAGCUGCUCCGUCUGGUUACGUUCUCGGCCGUAAUAGCAGCGUUAAUGCCAGCGGGGACGUUUCUGCUGGCCUUUCCCUCCCUGAUGUCUGCGCUUUCUCAGCCUUUACCUGAUCAGUAACUCCAAAUGGCUGGGUCAGGUAGAGGAAGAGGGCGUGCUGCGUUUACCUUCAACAUUGAGGCUAUUGGCUUUGCUAAAGGUGCAUCUCUACCUGAAGUAGUAUGUAAGCCUCCACCACUGUUUCCUAGUACAGACAAUAAGCCAGUGCCUCUGAAAACAGGAGAAGGUGAAGAUUACAUGUUGGCCUUAAAACAAGAUCUUAGAGGAACUAUGAAAAAAAUGCCUUAUUUUUUGGCAGUAGAAGAAGAUCGUGAAGCAAUUGAAAGAUACAGUAAAAAGUACCUGGAAAUUGAAAAGGAGCGUGCAGCAUGGACCCCAGAUUGGCGAAGACUCCCAAGAGAGAUGAAGCCAAGCAAAAAGACCAAGAAAGCAGGUACAAAACCAAAAAAGGCAAAAAGCUCCGAGCUUAAAAGUAAUCUGGAUGUGUUGAAAAAAAUUGAGGAGUUGGAAAAGAAGGAUGAGGAAGAAGAAAAAUCUGAAGAUGAGAAAGACAAAACAAAAGAUAAAGAAGGUGAAGAUGAUGAAGAAGCAGAAGAACCAGAAGAAUAUGAUGAAGAGGAGCAUGAAGAGGAAAAUGACUACAUUUCUUCAUACUUUGAGGAUGGAGAUGAUUUUGGUGCUGGCAGUGAUGACAAUAUGGAUGAAGCAACAUAUUAGCUAUUGUUGCUAGAUGGUAAUACUAUUCAAGCCUUAUGCUACUUCAAACAAAGUCUGGAGGUAGACUGAGUAUCAUUGAUGGAGCUAACACUUUACCUCUGAUGGUUUUAAUCAUACUUUAAAACAAUGUAUUGAACUUUUUUUUUAAUUUUACUAUUGUUGUAAAAUAGGACACUAGAUUCCAUAUUUUGUUCUUCUGCCAAAUAUUUUGCAGACAUGAGCCAUUUUAAGGUUCUCUGGAAUGUCUAACAAUGAAAUAAGCUAUAUGCCAUUGUAUUGCCUCUGCACAGGAAAAGAAUGUAUGCAUUUUAAUUGAAUUGUGCCUAAGCAUUUGCACUAGUCAGUUCUAUGCUUUAGCAGUCAAAUCUUGAAAAUAAUAGUGAAAUUCUUGAUGACUAGAGCAAAACAAAGAUAGGGCCUCUGAGGACAUAAACGACUCAUAUUUAGGAGCUGCCUUCUCUGAAGUAAUUUAUAUAACUGCUGAAAUCAGGUCAUUGAAAAUAGCUAACUACUAAGCACUUUAAUAAACAAACUGACUUGAAAGUACCUUAAUAAUAUGGACUAACAAGGAAAUGAGAGUAUUUAAGAGCUAUUAUUUUAUCAACAGAACUCUUAUUUUUAGCAUUUUGGUCAAAAGGGAGAGUAAAUAUUUAAUAGUAUUACCUUUAUGAAUGCAUUCUAUAAGUAAUAAUUAAGGGUAAUUUCAUUAAGAAAGAAUAUGUAGCUGAACAGAAGAGUAAAAAGCAAUCCUAGUUUUGACUAGCAGUAUAUAAAGUGGCAAGAAUUUUAGUCCUUCACCUCAAUUUCUCUAUCUGUUAAGGAGAAUAUUAAAUUCCUACCUCAUAGAGCUGUUAAGUGAAAUGGUAGAUGCUAGCUGAAUGUCAAUGCAUUUAUUUUCUUCCCUAUAAAACAAUAGGUAAAACAAGCAAAUCAGUAAGACAAGGACAGAAGCAUAGAAAAAGAAUGUGGUCAAGUGUUUUGAUGCAUGAAGUCUUAAUUAGGAAAACAAGGCAAGAGCGCUGAGAGUAGCAGAACUAGAUUUCCCAAAACAAUUAUAUUUAAACAGCAAGAAAGACAAACUUCUUCCUGAGAGUCGACUUGAAGGACACAAUGACAGCACUCUCUAUAUCCCGUUUUCCCCUCAACGAUACAAAUUGCUUCAUUAUUGAUCAAUUGGGUUUUUUUAAUUGGCAAUUGCACUAGUUAGUAGGAACAGAAUGUUCUCUGAUGAGAGAACAGUUUUAAAACAAAACCAAUUAUUUUAUCAGCAAAGGGAAAUGCAGAAGUUUUAGCUUGAAGUUUGCUGUUCUGUCAAACAAUACUUUACCUCAGUGCUGACUGUUCACUAGUUAGUAUUGCAUUACUCUAUGAACUUCUACCUGCAAUAAGCAUUUGUUAAGCUCCUUUAAGAUACAGCUUUGAAGUGUUCAAACUGAUAAAAUACAUCUGUCUAAAGGAAAAACUAAAAUGCAAUGUAGGUCACACCUCACAUGUAUACUAAUUUUGUGUUCAUUAGUUAAAUAAAUAUUUAAAACAUCCUG
Dromaius novaehollandiae (emu) is the source of this 2480-nucleotide messenger RNA. Its product is annotated as DNA-directed RNA polymerase III subunit RPC7. Lineage: Eukaryota; Metazoa; Chordata; Aves; Casuariiformes; Dromaiidae. The coding region runs from base 289 to 939 and encodes 216 amino acids. Gene Ontology annotation, cellular component: RNA polymerase III complex. Gene Ontology annotation, biological process: cell population proliferation; transcription by RNA polymerase III. The transcript has 8 exons. The record is from RefSeq and is a predicted model, not a curated record.